Molecule: messenger RNA, 1278 nt
Organism: Diorhabda sublineata
Lineage: Eukaryota; Metazoa; Arthropoda; Insecta; Coleoptera; Chrysomelidae
Product: odorant receptor 42a-like
Exons: 7
Coding region: 1-1278 (425 amino acids)
Biological process (GO): detection of chemical stimulus involved in sensory perception of smell; sensory perception of smell
Cellular component (GO): plasma membrane
Molecular function (GO): odorant binding; olfactory receptor activity
Source: RefSeq, a predicted model, not a curated record
AUGGAAAAAUCCAACUUGUACGGCUACCCAGACAAUUUUUUUUACCCGAAUUCCGUCAGUUCGAAAUUGGUAGGAAUGUGGAUACCAUCCAAAGAUUACAGUCUGACCUUCCGUUUUUUUUAUAUGAUGUACGUCAUAAUUAUUUACGGAGAAGGCUCCAUAUUCUUACUUUGUGAAUUGUUGAUUUUCAAUGAAACUAAAAAGAAAGUGAGUAAUUUUAUUACUUACAUAGAAAUGCUUUUCACCCAUAUGGUUGGCGGUAUAAAAUUUUUCGUUUUGAUUUUGGGGCGAAACAGGAUUCGUAAUUUGAUGAAUUCUCUACAGGACGUACAUUAUUUUUACGAACCGAUAAAUGGGGUUUCCCCUGGUAAAAUAUUAUCCGAUGGUAAGAAUAUUAAUUCUAAAAUUUCUAAAUUGACAUUCGUUAUGUAUAUUUGUGUUGGUGUAUCAGCACACAUUUCCUCAGAUCUCAUUCUCAAUAACGAACUCAAAGGACAGUCAUUCGAAAAUUCGAAUAAAACGUGUGCCGAUUAUUUACCUUACUUUUUCAAAAUUCCAUUUUCUGUCAAUAUGAAGUGGCAAUGUGAACUGGCUCUAGCUCUAAUGGAUAUGGGUUUAAUAUGGGCUGCUGCUAUUAUAGCUUGUUACGAUGGUAUAUUCGUUGCACUAUUAAAUUGUUUGAGGUGUCAACUUUCUAUAGUUUGUCAUGUUUUUCGAUCUAUAAGACAGAGAAGUUUGAAGAGCCUCGGCCUUCCGGAAACGUACUCACUUUUAACUGAUACCGAAAAUCCUGAAUUGGAAAAGGAAAUAUAUAAACAGCUAUCACAUACCACGGAACAUUUGAAAAUACUCUUGAGGGCAGGAGAAGAAAUUGAAACACUGUUUACUUUCGUCACUUUGAGUCAGACAUUAGCGUCCUUAUUAAUUUUUGCAUCUUGCCUAUACAUGGCUUCAAGCGUACCAAUGGAUUCACCAGAAUUUUUCUCUCAGAUGGAAUAUUUCUCUUGCGUGUUAUUACAACUUAUGCUAUUUUGUUAUUUUGGGAACGAAAUAACAUCAGCGAGCGAAGAAAUACGAAGCGCCUUAUUUGAAUGUGAUUGGAUGAGCGGUAGCACGAGAUUCAAAAAAUCAAUCGUUUUAACAAUGAUACGCAUGCAACGCCCUCUAUAUUUGACUAUAGGAAAAUUUUCUCCACUCACAUUGAGCACCAUCGUCGCUGUCUGCAGAGGCUCGUUUUCAUACUUUGCACUAUUCAAAAGCGUCCAGGGAACGACAUAA